UUAUAGGAUGCCGACUAUAAUAUGUAUCGAUGUUUCUCUUUCAAUGGAACAGAAAGCAGCAGAGGAAUCUCUUCUGGACCAUUCCCUUUCAUCCCUAAAAAGCUUCUUUUCUAAUCUUCAAACUGUGGUCCCUAACGAAUUCAUCGAGAUCAUAACAUUUUCCCACACGCCCUCAAUACUGGUGGAAUUCACAAAAAACACCACUCAGCUAACAAACAGUUUAUCAGAGAUUGAAUGUCAGGACAAGACCUGUAUGAAGGAAACUAUGGAGCUGUGUCUCAAAGAAUGCCAGCAAUGGAACGUGCUCACUUCUACUCACAUUGUCCUUAUAACUGAUAAGAUUCCUAAUGCUCUCAAGGACUCUAUUGAAGGGUUCCCUUAUGGGUGCUCCAUGUCCUUAGUUGCCUUGACUCCCACUACUGAUGUUAACAACAGGGCUCAGACUUUUUUGAGAUCGUGCAACUUAAAGGGCAAGCUUUAUCCGGGGCCUGUCCUAGGUAAAGAUUCAGUAGAUAGAAUAUUCGAGAGUAUCAUGCUGGAUCACUACUCUAAGUUUGAAGCGGCUCUGUGGUUUGGACAUCAAACUACCAGUGUGGCUAUUUCACCCUCACCUGAUGUGGCGCAUCUUGCUGGUAUCACUCUGAAACCCACUCCCAAGACAUUCCCUGCUACCUUGAGAAUACACGGCUUCAUCCCCGCCACUGAUCUUCACAACCCACCAUAUGUUUCCAGACACGUUCUGUUACACGCGGGACCCCGGUCACCAGUUAAAGUGACCUCCAAGACACCAGACUUGAGAGUUAUUCUCAAUGAAGGUCUCCGGGCUAAGGAUUGUGUAGCUAUUGUGGAUAUAGGCUUGGGCUGGUUUGGAGUUGUGUCUAGUCACCUCCCUAAAUCGGAGCGAAAUCUUAAAAAAUCUAAUUUAGUCUUCUCCAUUAUUGCUCCAAAUGCUUUCUCUUGGCUUGGCAACCCUAACUUCCUUGGACUCAAAAGACUAGUUAGUGUGGAUAAGCAGUCGAACAUGCCGUACAAGGAAGAAUACAGUAACAGUUACGACAACAAAUCAGGUAGCGGGAUGGUCUGGAUAAAAUCCAGCACCCUGAAACAGAACAUCAUGAAAGUAGUUAGGUACGCCAAGAGACUCCCGGAUAAAGGAUCAGCCAUGUUUCUGAAGGAGUUGAACAAGGUGAGAAGGAGCAUUCUUUUCUAUGGCUUCACUGAUAUGAUGGACGUGUUGUGUCAGCUGCUGGAAAAAGAGAAAACUCCAGAAAAUACUGAGAUAUUGGAUAAUUGCAUUGCUCAGCUUCGGGAUGAGCCUGACCCAGCAAAAAUUAUAAAGUGAUAAUUAGAUGAACUGAAUAUUGUUAAUACUUGGAAAGUAGCUAGUUCUAUUGUAUUUGUCCAAAUUCCGACGAAUUUAUAUUAUCAUGGAAGAAAGGCCAACUUGGGAUACCUGAGCCGUGAUAUCAUUUCAUUUUUAUCUUUGAUCUUCGACAUAAUAUUUCACAAUUCACAUGAAUAUUGAUUUAAUGUAACUUUUAUGCCUUUAAUUCUCUUCAUUAGCAUUACGUGGAUUAUUGUGAUUUAAAAAUUUGUCGUAGUAAUUUUUGCCAUCCAAUGGCAUUUAAAAAUUACGGUUCCUUUGUUUCCCCAACGUUUUUCUCUGUUGUCGUGAGCGUGUUAAUUUUCUUAACUUAUUACCUUAUAGCUUUAUAAUAAGGACUGAUGUUGACCUCUGGAGAUAUUUAUAAGUUGUCUGACCGUGAACUAAGGGAGAAGCUAAGAGAAUAUGGCACUCAACCUGGACCUAUAACUGGUACUACCAGGAAAGUUUACGAGAUGCAACUCUUAAACCUUAGUAGCAAAGUCCGAUCUUCUGGAUCGGGGGUGAAGUCCAAGUUGAAAACUGACCCGAGUCAUGAUUGCAUCUGUAUGGAUACAAAGGAUGACAGAUCAAAACCUGUUGAUCGGGCAAAGGAAUUAUACAGUUUUGAUGAGUUGCACUUGAAAUAUCUUAUCGAUAAAAUUGGAGAGACUAAAUUUGAUGUUGAUUCUGUUGACCUAAGAGACAUCGGAAACACGAAAUACGACGGUGUACGAACCGCUCUAGCUCUGUUUGAUGGCCACUGUCAAAAGAGAUCACGAGAUGACAAAUACUCGAAACUAAAGAGAGUGAAAGUGAUCGGGCUAGUUCAAAACUUAUUUAUCGAGGCAAAUUAUACCUCUUCAAAGAACAGACUGAUUCAUAAUCACACACACCACAAAGAAAUAUUUGCUUACCACGCCACAGCUUUAACCAAUGUUCCCAGUAUCAUCAGGAACAAUCUCGAUCCAAACCACCCUGUUAAACAUGGACGGAGGUUUGGAGAUGGGUGCUACUUUUCAGAGUAUCCAGAGUUCAGUUUUCAGUAUGGACGGGACUGUUUGCUGGUAUUCAAAGUUUUGGUGGUGUCAGGUCACCACAACAGAUACAGGAGUGACGAGAAGGGGUUUUGCGAGCAGAUCAUCAUAAAGGAUCCCAGUCUGUUUCGACUAGUUUACGUCUUGUAUUUUUAAAUCUGCCGAGAAGGUAAACACAAAAAUGUAUAUUAUGUCAUCGUGUAAUUAUUUUUUAGCUUCAAGUUAAUGAUAUAACUUUUAGGUUUUAAUUUUAGAGCUUAACAAGUUCGAUUUUAAUUAUUAAAUUAUUAAUAAUUUCUAACCA
Bolinopsis microptera is the source of this 2704-nucleotide messenger RNA. Its product is annotated as integrator complex subunit 14-like. Gene Ontology annotation, biological process: snRNA 3'-end processing. Lineage: Eukaryota; Metazoa; Ctenophora; Tentaculata; Lobata; Bolinopsidae. The record is from RefSeq and is a predicted model, not a curated record. The transcript has a single exon. Gene Ontology annotation, cellular component: integrator complex. Bases 8 to 1342 code for a protein of 444 amino acids.